UUAAUUCAGUGUUUUUUCACUGGCUAUUCAGCUCCGUGACCCAUUUAAUUAUCUAGUCAUUUUAAUGAUUAUGUUCGCAGGAAGAAAAUCCACAUAAUUAAAAGGCAUAAAUGGGACCCAAACUGCAUGGCAACCAAUUUUAAAAUCCCUGGCUAAGUUGGUCACACACCUUAGAUUCGUAAUGUACACAUCCCUAAGGCACUAGAAGUCUGGGAUCCCAGUUGUUUUGGAUCACAACGCACGGCUUGGUUCUCCAUAUUAGUUGCCAUUUAUCCGUUUAUAUCUUUAUCAUUGGGGGUCCUUGUUCUAUGGAGAUCCUGUGGGGAAUAUGAAACCCCCCAGCAUAUACAUCAGUGGCUUUAAUGGAGACUUGGAACUUCAGCUUUAGGGGAAUAACGCAUCUCUUUAAAUUGAGCACAAAGACUGACUUAUUUGCCCAUGUACUGGGCCCUCCUACGUGCCUAACUGACCAAUAUUUGGCCAAAAAUCAGACAGGUUUAGAAAUCCCCUUGGGAAGAGAAACGCAUUAGCUCUUUGAUACGGUCCCUAUCCUCAUGGCCUGCAUCCCAUCAAUGCGAUCUGAUCAUUUGGCAAGGUGGGGACAUCAGGGACAAGAUCAGCUGGAAGAGCCACAGCGGGUUAGAUGAAAGACAGCACAAAGAAGUGAAAGGAAAGAAACAUCACCCAAAGGAAGUUUCUCUCGCUGUUUAUGAAAACAAUGGAUGAUGAGGAUGAAGAAUUUAGCACUACAUUAGCAUACACCAAAAGCCCUAAAACAGCAAAAAGGACUUCCUUCCAGGAUGAAUUAAAAAGAGCAAUCAAUGCACGUGUUUCAAGACAGCAAGCAAUAGAAGAUCAUGAAAAUUCUGAAUACUCAGAGGAGUUUGACAGUGACGAUGAUAGCAUAGAUGAUUCAUUCAAAGAAGAAAAUCCAACUGAAUCCAAAAUUCAGAAGGCACCUUAUAAUUUUGAUUUCUCUGAUGAAGAGGAAGAUAAACCCCGGAAGAUAUCAUUUCUAAAGAGUAAAACCCAGUUAGAGAAAGUUGAAAAAGAACUAGAUAAUAAAAGAAUUUUAAAGAAUAAGGACUCUGCAGAUGGACUGCUAAAAUCAUUACUGUCAGAAGAUGGACAUAAAGACAAGGAAAGAACAGAUGAAAAAGAAAUAAAGCCAACUCCCAAGCCAAGGGAACCGAGGAUAAAAUCAAACAUUUCACAAAAUACUGAGAUGACAGCAACAAUUGAACCAAACAGACCAAUACCACAGAAGCGAAACCUUCUAAGAAAAAGCAGCCACACAGAUUUCAGACUUUCGGGUCAAGAUGACGAAAAAGACAAAAAAAACGCCUCUUUUUCUGCUCCUUCUUCUUUUAUAAGACUAAAUGAAACACUUUCUGCUAAAGAAUUACAAAUGUUUUCUGAAGGGGAUAAUCCAGAGGGAUAUAAGCUGUCAAAGUCACCCUCACCAGAUUUACUAUAUAAAUCCCUCCCAAGGUCUGAUGGUGAAAGAAGUUUCUUCACAGAAGAAUCCCAGAUUGAGGUAAAAGCUCUCCCAGUAGGAGGAAAUGCUUCUUUGCACAACCACAACAGUGGAAGAAAAUCUCCCUCAGUUCUGGAUAUGAUGCUGGCUUCUGUAAAUGAAAAGUCCCUACAAGAAGAGAACAACAAUCAUCUACAGUAUACAAAUGAAGUAGACUUAAAAAAUGAGCCCAUGUUACAUUCAAAAGAAAUCUUACCGGAACACAAACACCAACAAACCAAGCAGAGCAAAAUUAAUGAAAGCAAAAAGGAAGAACAUUUAGAGAAAGUUAGAUGCCCAUCAAGCAGGUCAUUAAAUUCUCUUCAAACUCUUAUGAACUCUACAAAGUUUAAUGCAUCCAAGUCCCCAAAAUCUGCUAACUCCCGCUACCUAGGAACCCUUACUGUGUUGGAUAAGUCAGUUAAGGAAGGUGGAGGUGACAUUGAAGCUGCAGAUGCAUUACGAGCUACUGUUUAUCAGAAUUGGCUACAAAAGAAAAAAACGUUUCUUCAUGAGCUUCAUAAAAUGAAGAAGUCUGAAGUAGAAGUAGAAAGGGAAAAGCACCAAAAGGAAAUUGCCAAGAAGGAGGAAGCAAAAGCAGCAUUUGAGGCAUGGAAAUCUGAGAAAUCACAGGAUAUUCGAAAACAUGUUAUGAAACUAAAAGAGGAAGAGGAAAAGAAGUUGAAAGAAAUUCAAGAUAUUGCACAAAAAAAACGCGAAUCAAAACAGGCGUUUGAAAAAUGGAAGGAACAUAAGGAUGUUCGGUUGAAAGAAAAAUCACUGACGGAAAAGCAGACUGACAAAGAAAAGAAAAAUAAAGAACAGAAAGAAAUUUCGGAAAAGAAGAAAAAUAAUAUAGCCGCCGUCAAUUCAUGGAACGAUCAAAAGAUGCACGUAUUGAAAGAAAAACGAAAAGAAAAAAAGUUUGAAAAACUAAAGGAGGAACAAAAACAAUCUGAAAAACUGGAACAAGAAAAGAAAGCACUGGAAAUGUAUGAAGAAUGGCUGGAGAGAAAGGAAAGAAGAGAAAGGAUUGAAAAUAAACACAGACGGCUUCGGAUUCUAUUAGAAGAGGACCCCCCACCUCCUUGGAGUCCUCCCGGCAAAACCAUUCCCUCAAGUAGAUGAUAAAAAAUGUGAACUCUUUUAUAUCAUAUAUUGUUAGAUCAGCCUUUCCUAACAUGAAAUUAUCAUGCAUGUUGUGCUUGUUCCUUUUGGAGUUACACGCAAGACUUUUAUAAAAUGUGAUCUUAAAUUAAUUCAACAUCAUGUCACCCAAAUUUUCUUUUAGGGUGCAAUAACUCUAUAGCAUUUCUUGCAGAGAUAUCUCCUAAAAACUGUGCUUUUGCUACUGCUUGAAUACUAUUUUGUCUCUUUGAAAUAGCUGAGUACUAUUUAAAAACUGCAUUUUAUUUGUCCUCUUAGCCUAAACACCUGCAUUUCUACAGAAAAAGGCAUUGAAGCAUAUUUCUAAAGGUUUAACUGCACUUCAGCAUACUGUGCAAUUUAUUUUCUUUAUGCCUUUCUUUAUGUGUACGUUUGCAUCAUAAAUAUUCAGCGGGUAUUCCAUAACUUCACAAGAGCAAACAGUUGGCCAACAUGAAGUGCUUUCUGCAGGUUCUCAUACACUAUUAAUUUGCCAGAAUUGUGAUAACUAUUUCUAACGAAAGGCAUAUUUCAUGGUUUCUGGUGUGACACUUAUUUAUAGAAUUAACCACUAAUUGUUUUAUUGAUUUUUUUUAUAUGAGCAAGUUUCUCUGACUUUAACAUGAAAGUGAGCCACAAAUUAUUAAACAUACUUUUGUAAA
Messenger RNA from Xenopus tropicalis (tropical clawed frog), 3324 nucleotides. It is a transcript of the gene map9, whose product is annotated as microtubule associated protein 9. The record is from RefSeq and is a predicted model, not a curated record. The coding region runs from base 710 to 2644 and encodes 644 amino acids. NCBI's taxonomy places the organism in Eukaryota, Metazoa, Chordata, Amphibia, Anura, Pipidae. Gene Ontology annotation, biological process: mitotic cytokinesis; spindle assembly. The transcript is spliced from 14 exons.